AUGAAGACGAUCGCAGUUUUCGCCGCCGUCCUGGCCGUAGCCCUCGCCGCUCCCCAGUACCACUUCCAACACCAGGAUGAUCCACAUGUGGUGACCCUCGUCAAGGAAACCCCCUCGAACAACAUCGGAACUGAUGGAUACACUUUCGGCUUCGAACAGUCCGACGGACAAAAGAGGGAAGAAUCGGCUCAGGUUGAAUUGCGUGGCCCAAAACCCGAGGAUGCCAUCCUCCGUGUCCGCGGAUCUUUCAGCUACGUUGGCACUGACGGCAACACGUACACCGUUUCCUACAUUGCCGACGAAAAUGGCUUCCA
Molecule: messenger RNA, 314 nt
Organism: Copidosoma floridanum
Lineage: Eukaryota; Metazoa; Arthropoda; Insecta; Hymenoptera; Encyrtidae
Product: endocuticle structural protein SgAbd-6-like
Source: RefSeq, a predicted model, not a curated record